Molecule: messenger RNA, 1041 nt
Organism: Fusarium musae
Lineage: Eukaryota; Fungi; Ascomycota; Sordariomycetes; Hypocreales; Nectriaceae
Exons: 3
Coding region: 1-1041 (346 amino acids)
Source: RefSeq, a predicted model, not a curated record
AUGGAAGCAUCACCUCAUGACGGGUUUACCGCGCCAGAUCAUCUUCUGUGCAUAAAUGGGCUGGACAAACGACAGGAGAUAGCAAUCCAGCUCGAGAGCUAUAUCGAACUCGAUGUGUCAGGAUUUCGCCUUCGCGCAGAAGAUGUUUCAACCAUUUUGAUGGCACCUAUCGAGCAUUUUGAGUCUGGCCAGGUGUUCUCAGUGCACCGUUUCCAACACAACGGCGUUAGAUACUAUCCACCCCUGGCAUGUUAUAUGAAGUGGCAUCUCGAGGGUAUUGCACCCCUGUGCAGCAUUGACACGCCCAUUUUCAGAACUAAUCUCAAACUCGACGAUCAUGUUCGCGACAGAGAAGAAGAAGCUGAAUGCCUGGAACCCGACGGCAAAGCCUGUGUUGUGUUUGGCACAGAAAAUCCAAUGGUCAGCCACAUCAUUCCAUGUGCCUGGAACGACACCAAGGAGCAUAAGAACGUGACUGGAGACAUCAAGAUGCGCGCCCCUGGCUUAUUCAGACUUAAUAUCAACGGUGCCGCUAGUUACAUCUGCAACCCACACGAGCUGGGUGGCACUGAUAAAGUAUGGAACAUGAUGUGCCUACAUCCCGAGUUGUACAAGCUGUGGGCUAAAGGCUACUGCACAUUUAAGCACACCUGCACCGAGCGCUGCGAUGCGAACAAAUUAAAAGCCACCUUGCAGUUCCGAUGGAUGCAGCAAAUAAAGAAGCGUCUUGGUCAAGAGAUAGACGUCCAUGGCACCGGCUCAGGAAGUGACUGGCAACAGUGGAUCGAAGAACUCAACUGUUCCAUAAUCAAGGUAAUCCACCCCUGGCUCCCUGCAAAGAAGCACUUCGACAUCUCGCCGUACGACACAAAACACUUCGGAGAGGUUAUCGACAUUCAGUGGGCAUGUAUCCUGUUCACUGCGUUAGUUGGCGCGACAGGUGAUCCAGAAUUGCUUUCGAUGAACCCAGGUGAUAAGGUUAUGCAGUGGAUUCAGAGCCUGGCAAGGUGGGCGGACGAACAUGAGCAUGGCUCUGACUGA